This is a messenger RNA of Zasmidium cellare ATCC 36951, 1989 nucleotides long. RefSeq lists its product as uncharacterized. Bases 1 to 1989 code for a protein of 662 amino acids. The transcript is spliced from 2 exons. Gene Ontology annotation, cellular component: catalytic step 2 spliceosome; intracellular anatomical structure. Gene Ontology annotation, molecular function: ATP binding; RNA binding. The record is from RefSeq and is a predicted model, not a curated record. NCBI's taxonomy places the organism in Eukaryota, Fungi, Ascomycota, Dothideomycetes, Mycosphaerellales, Mycosphaerellaceae.
AUGGCAGACUUCGAGUCUUUCAUACCAGCUCUUCACCGACCGACCUCGCUUCUACCAAUUGUUCGCCACAAGGAAGCUCUUCUCUAUACGGUCGAGAAGCACCAAGUGACAGUCCUCAUCGGGCAGACUGGCAGCGGAAAGACGACUCAAUUGCCGCAAUACCUAGAGCAGGCAGGAUGGUGCAACGACGGGAAAGUCAUUGCUCCACGAAGAGUGGCCGCCACGACCGUAGCCAAGCGGGUAUCGGAGGAGAUGAGAUGUCAACUUGGACAGCAAGUCGGCUACUCCAUUCGAUUUGAGGAUGUCUCGUCUGCCACGACUAGGAUCAAAUUCUUGACUGACGGAUUGCUCUUACGAGAGGCGCUUGUUGACCCGCUACUGUCGAGAUACAGUGUGAUCAUGGUCGACGAAGCCCACGAACGUAGCCUGAGUUCAGAUGUACUACUCGGCGUCUUGAAGAAAGUUUGCAAGCGAAGGCCAGAGCUGAGGAUCAUAGUCAGCUCCGCGACAUUGGACGCAGAGCAGUUCCUGAACUUCUUCUCGGGGACCAACUCCGAGGAUACGACUACCGAAUACAACUCCAUCGGACAGAUCAUCUCCAUAGAAGGCCGCACGCACCCUGUCGACAUUCACUACAUGACGGAGCCCUGCGAAGAGUACCUCCAACGAGCCGUCAAGACCAUUUUCGACAUUCACUCGUCUGAGCCAGAAGGAGACAUCUUGGUGUUCUUGACGGGCAGAGACGAGAUCGAGACGAUCACCGAAAUGAUCGCUAAUCGGCUACCGUCCUUACCAGACGGCUCGGAGAAGAUCCUGCCACUCCCUCUCUACGCAGGUCUCACUACAGAGCAACAGAUGUAUGUCUUCGAGCCAGCGCCCGAUAACACGCACAAAGUCAUCUGUGCGACCAACAUCGCAGAAGCAAGCGUCACGAUCGAUGGCAUCAUCUAUGUGAUCGACUGUGGUUUUGUCAAGCUACGAGCGUUCAAUCCAACAACGGGCAUCGAGACUUUGACAGCGACGCCUGUCUCCAAGGCUUCUGCAGCACAACGCGCUGGCCGAGCUGGACGUACGAAGCCCGGCAAAUGUUACCGACUAUACACUGAAGCAGCAUACAACUCUCUUGACGACGUUACAGUGCCUGAGAUCCAGCGAUCGAACCUGGCUCCAAUGAUCCUCCAAUUGAAGGCACUCGGUAUCGACAACAUCGCACGAUUCGACUUCAUCACACCGCCGCCAGCAGAGUUGAUCAUUCGCGCCCUUGAGCUCCUCUUCUCACUGGGAGCGCUAGACGACUAUGCAAAGCUCACAAAGCCAAUGGGGACACGAAUGGCCGAGCUCGCAUUAGAGCCCAUGCUAGCGAAAUGUCUCCUUUCCGCAACAUCUUUCGGGUGUCUCUCUGAAAUGCUGACCAUUGCGGCCAUGGUCAGUCUGCAAAGCAGUGUGUGGUUCACACACGACACCAAGAAAGCCGAAGAGACUGCGAGAAGAAAGUUCGCCGUCGAAGAAGGCGAUCAUCUGACACUCCUGAAUGUUUACCAAGCGUUUGUCACAAAAGGCAAGAAAGAUUCAAAGUGGUGCCAGCAGCACUAUCUGAACUUCAAGUCGAUGAGUCGGGCGGUCAGUAUUCGCAACCAGCUCAGGCGAUAUCUCGAGCGCUUCGGCAUCGAUGUGACGGAGUCGCUGGGUGGGAACGAUGUGUUGCGAGCUGGAGGGAGGCCAAAGGAAGAGUCGAUCAGACGUUGCCUCACUAGUGGCUACUUCGCGCACGCUGCUCGAAUGAUGCCAGAUGGAACGUUCAGGACUGUGGACGGCGGCACGGUUCUGCAUGCUCAUCCAUCCUCUCUGAUGUUCAAUCGGAAGGCGGAUUGGGUCAUCUUCACAGAGGUCAUGGAGACGGGAGACAAGACGUUCAUCCGGGACGUGACCAAGAUCGAGAAGGCGUGGUUGCUGGAGUACGCGCCUGAGUUCUAUAGAGUCAAGUCGUAG